CUCGCCGGCUUCCGUAGAGAUGGAAAGCGUCUCCUUAGCAACCAGGACCAGCAGCGCUGUGGCUCGCUACGUUAGCUAACGUUAAUAGCUCAAGCCUCUCGUCAGCUGGAUCCAUUAAAGCGGCGGCAACCAACCGCAUGACUUUUAAACGAGACUGCGAUGUCUGCGGUGAAUCCGUCGGUGUUUCUUCUCACGGUAAACGGACAGAUUGAAGGAGCGAACUUUCCUGACUACGACGAGCUGUACUGCAAGUACUGCUUCGUUUACGGCCAUGACUGGGCUCCAACUUCGGGUUUAGAGGAAGGCAUCACCCAAAUCACAUGCAAAGGCAGCCAGACCUCUCACACACUGAUCUGGAACUUUCCACUAGAGAUCACCUUCAAGAGCACCAACCCCUCUGGGUGUACGUAUCUAUCUCACCCGUGUCCAGCCACCAUCACCCCAGUGUGUGUGUGUUUUGGGUGUCACGCAGGGCCGCAGCUGGUGCUGAGCGUCUACGGUCCGGAUGUGUUUGGCAACGACGUGGUGAGAGGAUAUGGCGCGACGCACGUCCCCUUCUCUCCAGGACAACACACACGGACCCUCCCCAUGUUUGUUCCCGAGCCCACCUGGAGACUUCAGAAGUUCACCAGCUGGUUGCUGGGUCGCCGGCCAGAGUACACAGACCCAAAGGUCGUCGCGCAGGGUGAAGGCAGAGAAGUGACCCGCGUUCGCUCGCAAGGGUUCGUCACUGCCUCCUUCCACAUCAUGACCAAAGACAUGAAGAAGCUAGGCUACGACACGGGGCCGACCAACACACACUCACAUGCUUCUCUGUCGUCAGAAGAGCCCGCUUCCUGAUUCAGUCAUCUUGCAGUCUUGGUUCUGAUUGGCUGUUUUUUGUUUUUUUGUUUUUUUUUAAUAAACAUGCACUUGCAUUUGUCUGUCCCAAAAGGAUACACGAAAACUACAUUUAAAA
Molecule: messenger RNA, 958 nt
Organism: Synchiropus splendidus (mandarinfish)
Lineage: Eukaryota; Metazoa; Chordata; Actinopteri; Syngnathiformes; Callionymidae
Gene: b9d1
Product: B9 protein domain 1
Exons: 6
Coding region: 160-840 (226 amino acids)
Biological process (GO): cilium assembly
Cellular component (GO): MKS complex
Source: RefSeq, a predicted model, not a curated record